This is a messenger RNA of Parnassius mnemosyne (clouded apollo), 4362 nucleotides long. The record is from the annotation of a GenBank genome assembly. NCBI's taxonomy places the organism in Eukaryota, Metazoa, Arthropoda, Insecta, Lepidoptera, Papilionidae.
AUGGAACGUUGUUCUUAUGGUUUUUACACCAAAAGGUCUGAAAUCCUAGAUAAUAUAAAGAAAAAAGAACAAGAAAAGGAGCAGCCACAGAGUCCUAAUUUUCAACAGCAACAAUUGUCAAAGGCAGACAAACAAUUACACAGUUCAGAAGUGCAGAAUGUCAAUGUACCGGUGACACAGCAUGUUCCUACUCAGAUCCUGUCUCCUUCACAUGGCUCGGGCUCACCCGUCCAAUCAAAAGAAGACUCCAAAGAUAAGACAAUAAAAGUUGCUAAUUCCACUACUAUAACAUUGAUUGAAAACGGCAAUCACAACGGUGAAAAAGAUAAAGACAAUAAUUAUCCUAAAAAUUAUUUUACAUUAGAGCCCAAGAAUGACAAGAAAGAUGAAUGUAACAAAAAUAGCAUAACAAUUACUAGGACAGUGCCAAAACAAUCUCCAGGGAGUGGGCAAGCUGAUAAAUCUAAAGGUCAGUCAAAACCUACUAAGAGACCACUUCAAUGUUUAGAGACCCUUGCAGAGAAAGCGGGUAUAACAUUUGAGGACAAAUACGAAGCAGCAAACACACUUUUAGCAUUAGAUAAACAAAAUAAUACAUAUAGGAGACCUGAACUAAAACAGCCUAAAACGGAACCAGAAAGUCAGCCUCAAGCUGAAGAGUAUCGUUACAGAAACCAAAAAGAUGAAGAUGAUAAGUUACAGAUACAACAGCAGAUAAUUCAUCAGCAGCAGCAACAACAGCAACAGCAACAGUUGCAGCAGCUGCAACAACAACAGUUGCAGCAGUUGCAGCAACAACAGCUGCAACAGCUGCAACAACAGGCGCUCCAGCGGCAGCACCACGCCAUCCAGCAACACAUUAAGAACCAACAGGAUCAAGAAUUGUUACAGAAACAGUAUCAACAACAACAUCAGCAACAGCAGCAGCAGCAGCAACAACAACAACAACAACAGCAUCAGCAACAACAGCAGCAGCAACAACAACAACAACAGCAGCAGCAGCAAAAAACCGAGUUACAGCAAGUUGCUCAACAACAAGAGUUAGCUCAACAGAAGUUUCUACAGCCGUUACACACGCAGCAGUUCAACGUUCCCGGCAUUGGAGAGAUCAACCUUAGCUUCCUACCAUCGCCACAAAGCAACGUUAACUUGCUUUUCGAUAAAAACCAGAAGCCAGGAAUGAGCGGAGAGAUUAAACCUCAACAGCUUGUCGACGGUCAAACACAAGUAGUUCAGCAACAAAUAAACAUGUCCCAGCACGAGCCCACGCAACAGCAUCACCAAACAGUCACCGUUGUAUCUUCCAUGCCAAGCAGUAUGGCCCAACACCAGGUACAGCAGCAGCAGCAAGCUGGCGGAAUUCAGCAGCAAGCUGGUGGAGGAAUUUCAACCAUGCCACCACUGCAAAGCUUGCCACAGAAUACACAACAUCCACAGCAGAUAAGUGCCGAAUGGGGUCACAGCCGAGUGCAGGUGAUCCAGCAGCCCCUCCAGAACAGUACUUAUCUUCAACAACUGUAUAACACUCAGGGCCCGCUAAUCAUGCCCGGGAAUAUAGCCCUUCAUCCCGGUAUCAACUCUCAGCAAAUUCAGGUCAUAGCUGCCGGCAAGCCAUUCCAGGGUAAUCAGCUCGCGCCGCACAUGCUUACCACUCAAGGAAAACAGGUCUUACAAGGCCAAACAGCGCCGUUCCCGGGGUACACCACUAUCCCGGCCAUCCCGACCACCCAGAACCAGACAUUCGUGUUCAGUCCACUGGGCGUCAUAAACUCCCAGCCGAGUAUAAUACCUACCCACUCCCAGCCCACUGUGUCUGGGAUAGGCCAGCAACAAAAACAGGGUGAUAUGCACAAGGUGAUGAGCGGUAGCAAAGUGUCAGGGGGUAAAGUUGGCAGUGGAGGGGCUGGUGGUGGGCAAACCAUUCCCGUGCAGACGCAGUGCGUGCAAGUAUCGCAGCCUGUUCUCGGCGCGCAGCAGCCUACUCAAGCGCAGAUCAUCAGCCCGCUACAGACCGGCGGGCAGACGAUGCAGUUCGCUCCGUGGCAGAUAUCCGGCGCUCUCCCGCAAGUGUGGACGGGAGGAUUGCAAGCCGGGACCUUGCCAGCGGGGGGGCUCCUCGCCCCUAAUCCCAUUUUUAUAAGGGGAACACAACCCGACGCACCGCCCUCUAUGUUCAUACAACAUUCUCCGCAGAACACUGUGCAGCAUAACAAUGCAAGUGUCGCGUGCGCUUCGGGGACCGCAGCGAAGCCCCGGGCCUCCUCAGAAGGCAUGGCGAAGACACCGCGGCCGCUUUCAAACAUAUUGCCCUCAGGCGGGAUAAGACCUGCUUCUUCGGUCUCGACUCAAACUAAUGCAAAUCAGGCCCAAAACCAGGCCAAACAUCGGGGCAAGCCAGGCGUAAGAUCGCCAGCACCGACCUCAAAACAAGAUGCAGCCAACCAGACCAACAAGAUGCAGCAUCAGAUGCAACAGCACAAGCAACCGCUUUUGGUAAUGAACUCGAGUGGUCAAAUGACACAAAUAACGAGCGUUCAAGACAAGCAGCCUAUCAACAAGAACAUGCAGCAACAAGCCAUUAUGCAGCAACAGGCCAUGCAGGUGACCAUUCAGCAACAACAGCAGCAACAACAGCAGCAGCAGCAGCAACAGCAACAGCAACAGCAGCAGCAGCAGCAACAACAACAACAGCAGCAGCAGCAGCUUAUCCAUCAACAGCAAACGCAGCAAAUGGUCCAGCAUUACCAACAACAAGGCAUGACUCUAGGCAUGCAGCAAGGCACGCUGCCAGUGGGUUCAGUCUCCCAAACUCUGCCCAUGACCGGGAUGCCGCAAACCAUAUCAAUGGUACAACAAAUACACCCGCUUGGUGGCAUGGCCCAGCCGGGCACUCUAAUUGGGCAGAUUAACACAAAUCAAGCAGGUCAGAAUGCCUCCAUCGCACAGGUCCAGAACAUGCAACAGCAGCCUCAGACAUUGGUGGGAGGCGGCUUAGUCCAAACGUCAGUUGGCAUGGCCGUACAGCAACAAGCCACCCUCAAUCACUCCACUCCCAUGCAAACGUCUGGGAUCGCAAUCGACGGGUCUCCGCUGCUGACCUCGCCUCUCGUGCAGGUCUCCCCAGCAAUAAUACAGCACGAGGUAUCAGCGAAUAGUCUCAGUUCGCCUCAGCUGACUAUUCAAGCGGCCCAGGGUACCGUAGGCUUAAUAGCGGCGCCCGUUCAAGGUUCCGUUUUGCCUCUACAGCCCCAAGCUACCCUCGUGGCUCACGUGAAGAGUGAAGAUGAUAAGGGUCAGCAAAUGGCUGCUCAGGCACCAGUGGUACAACAAAUAGCCCCCCAGCCGAUCGUCCAAACUGAAGCUACUUCUGAGGCGGCUGUUUCUGCCGCAACAGGCUUCACUGCUGGUAGCACUGCUCCUGCUACCAACGUUUCUUCUUCUGUUACCACCACAACUUCGACUGCUGCCAUUGAUUCCACUAUAUCCACCAGCACUUCCACAAUUGGCGCUGUAACACCAACGGAGUCCAAAUCAAGCCCCACAAAGUCAGAUUUACAAGCAAGCAAUGAGUCCAACGCAGCCACUUCCGUCACUUCGGUGUCAACUUCGACCACUCCGGUGCCUAGCAGUGCUCAACAAACCACGCCCGUAGCCCCACAGGUGGUAACGACUGUGGCAUCAUCGUCGUCGGUGGCGGUGGCAACCACGGCUGUGGCAGCGCCUGUUUCAGCUGGUCCCGCCCCUUUGUUCAAGAGCUCUCAGUGUGCGCCGCGCCAUAUCAACCAACAAGCCGCACACGACAAAGGGCUGCCGAAGGCGAUGGUGAAACCCAACAUCCUGACACACGUUAUCGAAGGUUACGUGAUCCAGGAAGCCGGGGAACCCUUCGCAGUAAACAGACCUCUUCGUGAAUGGGUCGCCGCUGACAAAGAACAGGAUAAAGAAAACAAACUACCGUCGCCUGAGGAGCCGCCUCGAAAAAAACAGAUGUUGGAAAACGGCAGCAGUCUAGCUAGAAUCAGCUCAAGUAUGGAGACUGGCGAGGCAGCGGCUACACAAAAUGGAACGAAGCAGGAGUCCAUUUCAGACUGCACCCCAGACGAUACGGUCCAGCCUAAGAUACCCAACGCUAAUAAAUGGAGUGUGGCGGAAGUAUGCGAUUUCAUCCGCAAUAUUCCCGGUUGCGCUGGAUACGCGGAUGAGUUCCUCAUGCAGGAGGUGGACGGAGAAGCGCUGCUCCUCAUCAGGCCUGAGCAUCUAGUUAUGGCGCUCUCCAUGAAACUCGGACCGGCGCUUAAGAUCGUCGCCUGCAUAGAUUCGCUGCGUCCCGACAGCGACCAACCCAAUAACGAUCACGACUGA